AUGGCGGCGGAAUGGGAACAGAUCCUUGGCAUCGUUUCGGCGCUGGAGAUUAUCGACAGCGCCUACAUCGCUGACGCCGCGAUCGGCUCGGCGAAGAUCGCGAAUCUUGCUGUGGUAUCGGCGAAGAUCGGCGACCUUCAGGUCGAGACGAUCAAGAUCGCCAAUCAGGCC
Molecule: messenger RNA, 171 nt
Organism: Sordaria macrospora k-hell
Lineage: Eukaryota; Fungi; Ascomycota; Sordariomycetes; Sordariales; Sordariaceae
Source: the annotation of a RefSeq genome assembly